AUGGUCUCCACGCGACACCAUCCCCGCGAAUUCCCCUCACCGGACCGCGCCGCCAAAGAGCUUGUCAAAUCACCUACUACCACUGCCAAUUCGCGCAAAUGGACCUAUACACCCGCCGCCGCGCUGACGAUCUGGCUUCUUGUGUCCGUUCCACUGGUGCUUUGGGACGCCAGCUAUGUGUUGCUGCGACCGCAUAGUAUGCCCGGAGGACGAUUCCACUCACCCGUCUUCACCCCCUACGCGUUGUAUGGGACCAUCGACUAUAUAUACGGAUGGCCGGCUUUCAAGGCGCGCAAUGGCUUCACCGCCGCGCAAACCAUCUUGAACCUCGUUGAAACAGCCGGUUAUCUCUGGUAUCUCGCGAUUGUCUACGUGUAUGGCACAACGGUCGUGAGCGGUCGCGGAUCCCAGCAGCCCUCAAAGGGCUUGCUGUGGCUUUUGAAGGGAAAUAAGGUGGUUGCCGGCCGGCUCAAUGAGUAUUUCUCUGGCUAUGACAAUGUCGGCCACAACGACCUAGUCACUCUCGUCAUCUACUGGAUCAUCCCCAAUGGCGCGUGGCUCGUAUUCCCUAGCUACAACAUUUACAUUCUUGGGGGCGAAAUCCUGAGCUCGAUCGAGCUUGCCACGCCACGUCAGAAGGCUGGGCGACCCAAGUCCACCUAG
Molecule: messenger RNA, 663 nt
Organism: Penicillium olsonii
Lineage: Eukaryota; Fungi; Ascomycota; Eurotiomycetes; Eurotiales; Aspergillaceae
Source: the annotation of a GenBank genome assembly